UGCGAAUUCCCCGCCUGUGUGGUCCCCUGACCGGCAGUGUUGUGCUGUGCUAUGGAGAACGGAGCUCUCGAGGAGUCCUGUUUGCCUCACCUUAGCGAUCGAGGGGUGGUGCCGCUGCUCGAGACAUGACCCAGUCCCUCCACAGCAGCCAGAGCAGCGGCGGGGAUGGCAGCAGCCUGCGGGGUUCCCUCGGUAGCCCUGCCAGGCUCUGUGGUCAGGUGGCGGGCCGGACAGACGGCGCCAGGAGUGGCAGGAACCAGUGUAUUACUGAUUUCUUCCAGCCAGCUCCAAAACAAGAUCAUGCUGUGUUAUGUAGUCCAGGCAAAAAAAAUGAGAAAGUUGGGCUUCCAGUCUCACGUGCAAAUCAUCCUAGAAGAAAUGUAUAUUCUCCAAAGCGAAAUAGAAGGAAGAAAUUUCCACUUCCACCACCAGAUCGAAGCCCCAUAAUGGAUGCAUUUUUCAAAGGUGCCAAGAUGGAGAAAAAAGGCAAUUCAAAUGACGGUGGAGCUUCUAUAACCAUGAGAGCCACAUAUCCAAAAGUUGUGGUCCGGAAACUCUUUAUAUCAGAAAGCUCUCCAGACAGUUCCUUCAGAGACGAUGUUUGUUUGAGGGACCUGGAAAAGAGUGAAAAAUGUCCUCUUCCAACAAGAACACCAUUAGUAGAGAACAGUAGAGAAUGUAAAAUGGAAUAUAUGGAUUUAGACAUAAUCAGUUCUGGCUUGAACAAAUGGGCUUCAGCAUCAGAAAAUGACAUCUUGAGAAAGGAAAGCCAUAUAUCCUGGUGCCAAAAAGCAGGUUGUUUCAAGACACUACAAUCCAGCCCAGCCAGUGCUUCACAUCCUUCAUCCCUAGAAACCCCUGACAGUAGUAAACAAGUGAAAAAAGAAAAGAGGACACUAUUUAAACAGCAGACUUCUGGCUCUGUAAAGAAGUCCUUGGCAACUAAUGUGUCUCAGCAGGAUGCCAUGGACUCCUUAAGGAAAAGAUCAUGUUCAGCUUCAUGGGAAUCUUCCACAGAUGAUUCCUCUACAUUACAAGCCUCAAAAGUUGCACUUUCUUCAGGACAGUUUUUGCAUGAGACCAUAAGAAAAAGCCAAUCCUGCCCAUCCGUAUGUGCAGUCUCCCGGACUUCAUCGGAAAUAUCCAAACAUAAAGAACAUCCUGGAAAACGGAAAAAGAUCUCUUUGAACAAUGAUUUGAAAAUUUCACAGAAGCUAGUUGGACAUAGUUUGGAUACGCAUAAUUUUAGUGGUUUACCAGGAAAGCACAAUUCUGAAAAUGAAAAAUACAGAAGAUCUUUUAGUGGAGGGGUAGAACUUGAGGAUAGAAAUCCAUCUGAUGAUGUGUUGCCUCUUUCAAUGGAAUAUCUUGAUCUCUGUGAAGAAAAUGGUAACUGUGAUCAGUUGGACUGCAUUAUAAAUAAAAAUGACCACAUUCGUACUUCAGAUGCCUCAGAGUCACAGGCAGUCCCUUUUAAUUCUUAUUUAGAGGAGUUGCUUCCUUUGUGUCAGGAACAAAAAGGUGUGUUUGACUUUCCUUCAAUUUCAUGCAAUAGUUUCUCAAAAGUAGAAGCAGAAAAGACCCCAAAGGACAUAUCUAGCACUGUUUCGUCAUCAAUAGAUUGCAACGAUGUCACCAUCCCUCCUCCUCCACGUGGCUUAAAUGAGAUGAACAGUGACGAUUCAAAUCUAGAGUUGCGUGUGUUGAAUAGGAAAUCAUGGAACCUUUCUGAUAGUGAGGAUGACAAUUAUGACUGUGGCCUGGACAGCAGUGAUGACGAGAUACUGUUGUCAUUUGAGGAAAUACUGGCUCAGAGUGCCAAACCUACAAAAAACCCAGAACCCACAAAUGAUGAUGAUGGUACACAGGACAUCACGAUCUCCAUCAUGACUAGUCUCUCGGGCCUUUCCAAGCUGCCCAUUGAAACUCAAGUUUCCUACGUCAGCCGAUUGGAGCAUCUUCUGAAGGAGAAGGAAGAAUUCAGAAGGGUAGAUGAACUAGAGAAACAGCUGCAAGAGGUUAAACAGCAGGUUGAAAGAGAGUCACCAUCUAAAGAACUAUCUGAUGAUGGAGAACUGACUGCUGAGCACAGAGCAUUUAUAGAGAGAUUUUUAGUAAUUGAUGCUAUUCCAGACCAACACCCUGGAGAAAAUAUAUUCCAAAUGGCACAUGCUGGGAAGAUCUUCAGUCAGCAUAACCUUGAUCUGAGGAAUGCUGGAUUCUGUCCCCGUAAUCCCAUUGAAAAAUACCUUGUUGGCUCAGGAAUCACUCAACAGCUUUUUGUAAUAAAUGAAGGCUUGCUUAUGCCUGCUUACCAUAGUUCUCUUUGUCCAGUUCCCAUUUUAAAGUGGAUGUUUCAGAUGAUGUCAGUCCAUUCAGACACCGUUUCAAAUAAGAUUUUGGAUACGUUGAUGGCAUUAACAAUUAAAAAUGCAUCAGUGUUUGACCCACCAGAGCGAUGGAUUCCAUCACUAUGUGAUAUAGCAACGGUGUUAAUCAAUAUGGGUGCUCCCUUUAACACACUAUUUCCUGUGCCGCAUUUUCAGCCUACCUUUACUGAGGGUAAUAUUAUGUCUGAACUCUUAAAGAGUGUGAGAAAGCAAGCAACUGGAGACUUCGCUGAAAACCUGCCUUCUUUUUUUCUCCUGGUUCAAGGCAGUCUUUGCAACCUGGCUAAGUUUCUACAACUGUGUGUAAGUAUAUGCCCAGAACAUUACACUGACAAAGAAAUACUGCUGCUGCUGUUACUUUUGUUUAAACUGAGUUUGGAAAAAGAGCUGAAACAAUAUCCACUAGUAGACUUCCAGCAUCUUAUUAUGAAACUCCUGGAAAAUAUCAGAAAUUGGGAUACGGAGAUGCCCAACUUGUGUCUGGCAAUAAGCUACCUGUCCAGCCACCAUCAUGACCUGUUGUGGUUGGUUCAGUUUGUUCCCAAUUGGACAUCACGUGGAAGACAAGCAAGACGACACCUUAGCUUGAUAGUAAUCUCAAAGCUUCUUAAAAACCGUGUGAAUGUACCCAGUAGCCAGGACCAACAGAUGGCACUUCUGUGCAAGAAUCUGGUGGAGAUGAAGCCUUCAAAUCUGUUAAAGAGAAUUUCAAAAUCAGAGAAACAUCAAGAUGGUCUUAGUAAAGAAUCUCUUAUUUAUGAAUUUGAACCCCAGGCCUACUACUUGACCUAUGUUUUGCUUCACUUGGUCAGGGAAGCUAGCAAUUCUGAGGCUGUGUAUUCUAAUCAAAGGAAAUGGCUACUGAAACUCUGUGGUGCUCUGGAAAAAUAUGUGAAAGGUGAUAUUAAGGAAGAUGCCAGGUUGUUUUAUAGAACUAAGGUGAAAGAUUUAGUUGCAAGAACAUACAGCAACUGGCAACAAAUGAUCCAUAGUUCUCAGCCGACUCAGGGGAAGAUUCAUGAUUUUUGGGACCCAGACUCUUAAAACGGAUGGAUUGGAAAGAACACCAAAAUCAAUACUAGGAAACAGUGACUGAAGACUACAGUACAGUCUGAGAACAGGAAGAAGUCCCGUAAUCCAAACUUCACUUAUUUUCCACCAACAAGGUUCUUCUACUUUGCUCUGUCUUCAGUAUCUUAAAAAUAAGGAUUUUAAAAAUAAAGGUUGGAUAUGCACUUUUAAGGGUGCAGAUUGUGUUUGCUGGGUAGCCCCUUUCUGCUUGUAAGAAGAAUCCUCAAGCCAGUUGUCUUGGACUACUCCCUCCCCCCCAAUAAAAAUCUGUGUAUUCUAAUAUUGUUUUUAUGCAAUUCCUAAUCCUAACAACAAUAGAAAUUAUAAAGGAUAUUGUAAAUCGGACUAUGAUAAAAUAGACUUUAGAGUAACAAAUACAGCUUUUGGUAUCAACAGGAAACCUCUCUGAAAGCCUUUCUAAGGCUCAGUUCAUGUGUGUGGGAAGUGUGUUUUGCACAUCCUUAUUCCUCAGUAAUGGCUCUUAAGAUGGCACAGUAGGGCUGUGGAGGUGAUAGGCAUGCGGAAGAUAAUAGGCCAAAAAUUUGAGUUAAUUUUUUUUACUAAAUUGAAGUCUCAUUAAUAGCAAUGGAACUUAAUCCCAAAGGGGACAUUGAACAAUCAAGUCACAGAUGUUGCAAUCCUAGAGAGUUAACCCUUCUGAGCUGAUUGACCUCCAUAACUUGAAGUGUAAUUCUGCUUAGGAUUGCAAUGUGGAUCUGGCUUUAAGAUGUUUUUAAAGAUUAAGAUGGUUCUUGGAAAUAUAAUGUUAGAAGAAUGAGAAUUUCUGUUCAGCAAAAUGAUAUGAGGUUAGGCAAAAAGUCUCUGUUUUUGUGAAAUUACAUGUAAACCUCCAUUCAAGGACAAGUUUAUUCUUCUCUUUUUUUCAUGCCCCUAUAAAGCAUGGACUAUAUAUGUACAGUGUAUGUAUUCACGCAUUUCAUACAUCUGUCAGUUUUCUGUUAAUUCGUUAGAUGUUGAUUCAUUAAUUGAAUGUCUUUUCCUUUGCAAUUUCAUAUUCUAAACUCUUUGCACUGCCAUAUUUGUGAAUACAGAAUUUUAGAAGCCAUAAUAAAUGUAAAUAUAAUUAUGUAGAAAUAAUAUAAGUCUAAAAUGUUUGAUUUUACAUACAGUUAAUACUUUUCACAUUUUUUAAUAAAUUUGUUAUCCAUUUCAAAUGUCAGUGUGCAAAAUAGAUUGAUAAAAUGAGUGUGCAUGAUGCUAAUUAGAUCGAUCCAAGGUCAAGGGAACAGUUCACGUGGGAACUUUGCUGUUAAUGGCAGUGGGCGAUGCCCUGUAGCCCAAGGCUACGAAAACACUUCAAAUGAUUACUGUUUCUUAACAUUUAUGUUAUUCCAAAACAACCACAAAAUGAGAUUGGGGCAGACGAGGAUUGGACAGUUUUUUUACAACCAAAUUGUAAAAGAAGAACAAAGGAUGUAUUUUACUGAUCCUGCAUUAAAUGACUAGAAUCCAAA
Sphaerodactylus townsendi is the source of this 4936-nucleotide messenger RNA. It is a transcript of the gene SLF2, whose product is annotated as SMC5-SMC6 complex localization factor 2. Bases 126 to 3434 code for a protein of 1102 amino acids. Gene Ontology annotation, cellular component: site of double-strand break; nucleus. The transcript is spliced from 20 exons. Gene Ontology annotation, biological process: positive regulation of double-strand break repair; protein localization to site of double-strand break; DNA damage response. Lineage: Eukaryota; Metazoa; Chordata; Lepidosauria; Squamata; Sphaerodactylidae. The record is from RefSeq and is a predicted model, not a curated record.